Messenger RNA from Necator americanus (New World hookworm), 558 nucleotides. RefSeq lists its product as uncharacterized. Bases 1 to 558 code for a protein of 185 amino acids. The record is from RefSeq and is a predicted model, not a curated record. NCBI's taxonomy places the organism in Eukaryota, Metazoa, Nematoda, Chromadorea, Rhabditida, Ancylostomatidae. The transcript has a single exon.
AUGAGAAAUGAUCCGAAUGCAUCGCACAUUGAGUGGUUAUUAUUAAACACUAGCUGCAGAAAAGCGUUGCAGGAGGAUCUUCCGAAAUACAGGGAGAAGAAGAUUCUGGAAGCAGCACAGAGAAGAACGAGUUUAAAGAAGUGCAGCAGGGAUCUCGGCGAAUAUAAUAUUCCGCUAGCAGCCUUGCUGAGCGAAGACGGGACUGGUACGUCUUCUCAUCGUGAGAUGAAAAUCAUUACGGAGAGGUUAUACUCGAACCUUUUCCGCUCAUCAACUCCUGGACCAAGCCCGAUCAUCACCACUGGUGAAGCUCCACCACGGAACCACUUCUCCCUUCGGAAGUACGAGUCGCUAUCAAGAGCAUGGAACCUGGCACAGCCCCCGGACCUGAUUUUAUAUCAACAGACUUUCUUCGGGCUCCAUCCGCUUCAUGUAAUCUUAGCAGUGCUUAUGACAUCCUACCUCCGGAAAGACAGGAUCCCAGACAAGUGGAAGAUCUCGCGAACCGUUCUUAUCCAUAAGAAAGGUGACCGAGAAGACCUCCGAUAUGCUUGCUGA